AUGGGGAUUGUAUCAUCAACCUUGACUCUAGUCGCAGCUCAAUACGUUGAGCCAACUAAAACCUUGGAAGCUUCAUCAGCACCUGCAGCAGUAUCAGUAGAACUUGAUGAAGCUAAAAAUCAACAACCAGUACCACGUGUUCUGGAUACUCUUUCUAGUCACCAAGAAAAUCGGAACAGACGAGCUGCUCAGCUGAGGUAUAGACGCAAACGACCUUCCAGCUUUGAUGCAUCUCUUAUUGCCAAGAGUAUGAUUAGAAAUGGAAUUCCAAUAUCCGCUGGAUCUAGAGUCGUCUCUUCGACGCCUAGUACUUUGAAAAGACAGCAGGCUCCUCAGUGGAGUGAAUCUUCUUCGGCAUCCGCCUCUUCUUCCUCUUCUAUAUCUUCUAAAGAAAACAACAACAAUGAUGAUGAAAUUGUUGGUCAAAAGUAUACCAUGUCUGCUGCGGAAGAAGCUGCCUUCAGAAUGACUGUCGGACGAGGACACUUCAGCAGAUCGAAAAAGGAUCGAUUUCUCAAUCACUUGAGACUUGAAAAACGACUUAACGACCUCAAUCGUGAAUUCUUUGAGCUUACUUGUCGUGCUCACUCACGGUCACUUUAUCGUCAUCAUUCGGGAGAUCUGAGAAAAAUUGUUUAG
This is a messenger RNA of Cotesia congregata, 639 nucleotides long. Lineage: Eukaryota; Metazoa; Arthropoda; Insecta; Hymenoptera; Braconidae. The record is from the annotation of a GenBank genome assembly.